GAAGGUCUCUUUGGAGAUGAAGUUAAAGUCCACUCCAGGUGUCUCUCCAGGUCGAGGGUUCCUAGUGGUACCUGCAGGAAAGGUGGGGAUGAAUCAGACCUUAGAGAAACUGAAUGUUAGAGAUGAUCUCCCUUUGCAGGACCAAGUCGGGUGAAUCUCUGGGGAAUGCGGUGUCCAUGUACACCUUGAGAUUACUAGUUAUAACGUGAUCUACAAUGAGAGGGAG
Messenger RNA from Geodia barretti, 226 nucleotides. The record is from the annotation of a GenBank genome assembly. NCBI's taxonomy places the organism in Eukaryota, Metazoa, Porifera, Demospongiae, Tetractinellida, Geodiidae.